AUGACGAAUUCAGCGCCGAAAAUGAGUAACCGAGUGGAGAGGCAGGGCUCACCAAACACUGGUGGCAAGCGAAACCGUGGUGGUACAAUAAAAUCAUCGAGUUACUUCAACAGUAGCUGUAAACAGGUAAAAAAUUCACCUAACGGUCGACAAAGUUGUAGUCCACAAUUUUCAUCAAAAAAUGGUGGCAACUCACCAAUGAGACACGAUAGUCCGCGUCAUGGUAGUCCAACGAAUGCAUAUUUUGCUGGUGCUAAAUGGUCCGAGCCACCGUCCCCAGCUAGCCUACCAAAGCCACCGAGUCACUGGACAACGAGGCUCAUGACAAGUUGUCAGGCCGAGGCAUGUCACAACAUUUCAAAUCAUCUGAAAAUGAUUCUCAACAUCCAGGCUUGA
Molecule: messenger RNA, 396 nt
Organism: Diachasma alloeum
Lineage: Eukaryota; Metazoa; Arthropoda; Insecta; Hymenoptera; Braconidae
Product: proline-rich nuclear receptor coactivator 2
Exons: 1
Coding region: 1-396 (131 amino acids)
Cellular component (GO): nucleus
Source: RefSeq, a predicted model, not a curated record